This is a messenger RNA of Nicotiana tabacum (common tobacco), 2001 nucleotides long. Its product is annotated as putative arabinosyltransferase ARAD2. The record is from RefSeq and is a predicted model, not a curated record. Lineage: Eukaryota; Viridiplantae; Streptophyta; Magnoliopsida; Solanales; Solanaceae. Gene Ontology annotation, molecular function: glycosyltransferase activity.
AAAUUUGAGUAUUUCAUAUUACACCUCUGAGUCUGACUGACUGAAAUAUUCUCGUCUUCUCCGUCUAAAUAUUUUGUUACCCUUUAGAUAAAAAAACGCAAGCUAGAUCAAUCAUUCCACUACUACUUUUAUCCCAAAUGCAGAAAGAAUAGAACUGAAACAGAUUCUAUAAACAUCAUUUAUUUACGCACAACUUGAAUCAAUUGAAUCAACACAGAAACCCUAUCUAGAUGAAACAGGAACCUCAAAGAACAACAACAUGAUGCCACUGAAGAACACCAAUUCAUCCUGCAGUAUCCCUUCUCUCUUCAUCUCUCUCUCUAUACUCUGCAUUUUACCACUUUCCCUCUUCUUUUUCCACUCUUCCCCAACCCCAAUAAACCCAAAUUUCAACUUUCAAGAAUCUCAUAAUUCCAUCAAAGUUUAUAUAGCAGAUCUUCCAAGAUCCCUCAACUAUGGAUUACUUGAAAAGUACUGGUCUUUAGAUUCAGAUUCAAGAAUUGGGAGUGAAGUAGACAAUGAAAUAAGAAAGACCCAUACGGGCAAAAGUUCUCAAAAUUUACUUCCUUAUCCAGAAAACCCAAUAAUCAAACAGUACAGUGCUGAGUAUUGGAUCUUGGGUGAUUUGAUGACGCCAGAAAAGUUAAAGAUUGGAUCUUUCGCUAAAAGGGUGUUUAGUGCUGAGGAAGCUGAUGUGAUUUUUGUUCCUUUUUUUGCAACAUUGAGUGCUGAGAUGCAGCUGAUUGUAAAUAAGGGUGUGUUUAGAAAGAAGGAGAGGAAUGAGGAUUAUGAGAGACAAAGAAUGGUUUUGGAUUUUGUGAAGCAAACUGAAGCUUGGAAACGAUCUGGUGGACGUGAUCAUGUGUUUGUUAUUACUGACCCUGUUGCAAUGUGGCAUGUGAAGGCUGAGGUUGCUUCAGCAGUUCUUCUGGUGGUAGAUUUUGGUGGGUGGUACAAGCUUGACUCAAAAGCGUCUAAUGAGAGUUCAUCUGACAUGAUACAUCACACCCAAGUUUCGUUGCUGAAGGAUGUAAUCGUGCCUUAUACGCACCUACUUCCUCGUUUGCCCUUAUCUGAAAACAAGAAACGGGAAACCCUUCUCUAUUUCAAAGGAGCUAAACAUAGGCAUCGGGGAGGCAUCGUUCGAGAAAAGCUUUGGGACUUGCUAAUAAAUGAACCCGGGGUGGUGAUGGAGGAAGGCUUUCCAAAUGCCACUGGGAAGGAGCAGUCUAUAAAGGGUAUGAGGACUUCAGAGUUCUGCUUGCACCCGGCAGGGGACACACCAACCUCGUGCCGACUGUUUGAUGCCAUUCAAAGUCUUUGUAUUCCCGUCAUUGUUAGUGACAUCAUUGAGCUCCCAUUUGAAGGGAUGGUGGAUUAUUCAGAAUUUUCGCUGUUUGUAGCAGUUAGUGAUGCACUUCGGCCAAGUUGGCUCGUGAACCAUCUUAGGAGCUACUCUGACGAGCAAAAGGAUAAGUUUCGACGUAAAAUGGCUCAGGUGCAGCCCAUUUUCGAGUAUGAAAAUGGUCAACUGGGUGGAAUUGGUCCUAUACAUCCAAAUGGUGCUAUAAAUUACAUAUGGAGAAAGGUUCACCAGAAACUGCCCAUGAUUAAAGAGGUUAUUAUCCGCGAGAAGAGGAAACCUCCCGGUGUCUCAGUUCCACUUCGUUGCCAUUGUGCUUGAUAAGAUUUUUUAUUCUUUUAUUCUUUUCUUCAAAAGGUAAUUAUACAUCAUACAUGCUUCAUAUCACAAGAAGGAAAUAGUCUAGAUUUCCUUUAAGGUCUUUUUCCUACAAGUCUUUAGCCCAAAAAAAGGGGUUCAUAGUACACACUAAUAAUCAUUGUUUUGCAAAACGUUUUUGUUUAGCUAAGCAAAUCCGCCAGUUCCUAAAAAUAUGUAGUAAGGGCGGGGCUAUUCAAGCUGUCCAUGAGAUGAAAUGUGCUGAGUAUAUGUGAUUAAUGAAGCUAUGAAUUUGUCUUGAAUGUAUGUUCAUUGAAUGA